Symbiodinium sp. CCMP2592 is the source of this 996-nucleotide messenger RNA. NCBI's taxonomy places the organism in Eukaryota, Dinophyceae, Suessiales, Symbiodiniaceae. The record is from the annotation of a GenBank genome assembly.
AUGAUCCGUCCCAAAAAGAGACGAACGGACUUGGCCGUACCGGCCUAUGUGGGCGAGCGGUGGAAUAGUGGUACUGCCGCGAAAACGGAAAUGGAGGAUUUGCUUCUCGAGACCAAUGGAGACAAGGACAAGUUCAUGUCCGAGCUGCUACUCAUCGUGAAAAAAAUCAAGAAGUUUGUGGUGAAGAGGGACCAGGGAUGGUACACAGAACUGGAGAUGAAGAAUGAUCUUGGAUGGGCCCGGAUCCAGGGAGCCAAGAAGCUCUGUGAAGCUGACCCGACCUUGCACAGGCGGAAUCAAUAUGAUGGCCAAUGGGAAUACUAUGUUACCGUUCGGGAGACGGCUGUGCAGACUCAGUCGCAUGAGGUUCAAGAAGAGCAACGGCAGUAUCAAAAGGCUUCGAAACCUAUCGAGUUCAAGCCUGACGAGUUCCAAGACCUGGACAAGGCCAUGGCUCGUGGCAGCCUGCCGGACUCUGCGGCAGUCUUCAUGAUGACCUGCCGAAUGUUUGUGGCUGGUGUGUGUAAUCCUCACUAUGUAACCCCUGGCCAGCACAAAGCGACGGCUGAGCGCUUCAUGGAUUCGCUCCUGGCGAAGUGCACGAAGAUCCGUGGGCUGAUCAAGGACCUGAAGGCCAACUAUUCGCAGGAUUGCCAGAAGCAUGUGGAUGGAUUGCAAGAGCACGUCUCAAAGCUUGAGACAGAGCACGGCAAACUGACAGAGCAGAAGGCCAAGGGCGAGGUGGAGGGUUUCAACACAGGGUCCAGCCGUGCCACGGCCUCUGAACUGCAGGUGCCCGAGCCUUUGAGUGACAGGCUGCAUGGAUGCUGUGUGCACAAAGUUUAUUUGCCGCUCCAGAUGCUAUCCGAGCUAUCAGCUAUAUAUCCCCAAACUCCUGAGCACAAGGGCUCAAUCGAUGUUAUGGUGCUAGGAUUCCGGUGCAUGAUAGCAUCUAUAUCUAUUGUACACUGCCAUGCACUAGCUGUCUCUCUUUAA